Schistosoma mattheei is the source of this 3441-nucleotide messenger RNA. Lineage: Eukaryota; Metazoa; Platyhelminthes; Trematoda; Strigeidida; Schistosomatidae. The record is from the annotation of a GenBank genome assembly.
AUGCCUUUUCGUCGACAUGCUUAUGAUUUUAUGUUAGAUGAUGGAUUAGACACUCGUAUACCGGUGUAUAGUGAUGAAGUGUUCAAACAAGGUAUUCAUUUCUGUGCCAAGUUUGUUGGUGGUAUGGAUAUACCAAGACCACAGAAUCGUCUUGAAAUUGUAUCUUCAAUGCGAAGAAUUCGAAAAAAACCAAAAUUUGGAAUUCGUUGGCCAGUAUCACGAACAUUUAUUUCAUCUUCACAAAAUCCCGGUAAUCGAGUAUUCAGUGAAAUUUUAACCACUGACACAACAUCAGUUAAAGAUUCAAAUGGUGUAACUGGAGAUUAUGAUGCAAUUUCAGCUACUGGUAGUGGUUUACUUGGCUUAGGAUUAAGAGAUACAUCUAUGCUUGAUUGUAUACAUCAAUCAAAUCUUUUGCUAUAUCACCCGAUAUACAGAAUUUUCUAUGUAUCACACGACUCACAAGAUUUGAAGAUAUUCACUUACAAAAAAUUACAAGCUAUGCGAAUAGUCAGAACAGUUGGUCAAGCAUUUGAUGUAUGUCAUCGAAUUGCUCUACAAAAACAAGGCCAACAACUAGAAACAACCGAAAGCAAUAAUAAUGAUAAUAAUAUUGAUGAAAAUGGUGAAUCUGAUCAAGAGAAAAUAGAAAAAUCUGAUAAAAAAAUAACUCAUACUACUAUGAACAAUAUUGAUAGUAAUAAAUUAGAUGAUUCAAAUAAAUCAACAAAACAUAAUGGUGAUGUAAAUAAACAUAAAACAAAAUCAAAACAUAAACUUAAACAACAUAAAACAGGUAAACAAGAAAAAUCGAUUAAUUUGAAAAGUGAUCGUAAUUCUACAUCACAAACACGUAAAUCAGAAAAACAUAGAGAUAAGAAAAAUACUCAUGAUUCUACUACAAACGAUGAUGGUGAUGAUAAUGGGGAUGAUAUUGAAAAAGUAAACAAAGAAGAUGAAAUUAAGAAAUCACAUAAAUAUCAUAAAACAAAAGAUCUUUUAGAUGAUUUAAACAAAACUGAUAAUACGUUGGUUGAUAUAGAACCAGUAGAACUGAUUAGUGAAUCUAUUGAACUGAUCGAUAUUGAUCAUGAUAUAAGUAAAUCUUUAAAUAAUUGUAUACAAAGUAAAACUAGCCAACAAGAAAAAUCUUGUCAUAAGUCUAAGUCAACUAUACAUCAACAAAAAUCAUACAGAAAAAAGCAUAUAUCUAAAUUUUCAAGUGGUUCAGAAACUGAAUCAUCUCCAUGUGUUCAUAGUCAUUCAAGAGAGAAUUCAGAAACUUCAAAAUCUUCUAGACAAACAGCAACAUCAAAUUCAUCUGUUAACAGCCGUAUAUUAUCAGAUCAUUCUAUAUCACAUGCUAGUUCACUUAGUUCAGUAUGUUCUAAAGAUAAAAUACAAGUUCGUAAUAGACAUGAACAUCAUAAACAUAAUAAACGACCUACUAGUUCACAUAAAAGUACUAAAUUAAAGACAAGUAUCACAACUCGUGAUUUGGUAUGGAUGCUACAAACUGGUGAGGACAGAAAUGAGAAAACAGAUUUAUUCACAAAAGAAUUAUUAUCAUUAUUUACCGGAAAUACUGCCUCAUCGUCAUUAUUGUUAGAACAAGGAAGGCGAAUGCAUCAAAGUAGAUCAUUAGAUACAAAUGUUGCCAGAGAUUUGCUCAACGAAAGUUCUUUACAAAGUCCAAAUAAUUUAUCGAACACUCUAUUAACUGACAGUGCCUUGCCAGAAACAUUAUCCACUGACCAAAAAUCAAUUGGUACAGUAUUCUCUGAAAUGACAAAUAUUAACAGCCUUUGUCAAUAUCAAUCAAAUAAACCAAUACUUCCUAAUUCCUCUGUGGAUACCAGCUUACAUCAACAUUGCAUUAAGCAACUUGUCCGUCAAAAUUGGGAUUUACGUACAUGGUUAAAUCAAAUGUCUGAUCGUUUAGAACGUUUAGAAUUAUUAACAUCUAAUAAAAUGGAACAUAAUAGUCCAAUUAUUAAUCAAUCAACAAAUACAAACAAUAUUAAUAAUAAUAAUGUAAAUAUAUCAAUGGAUCAAAGUAGAUUAUUUUCUACUGUAAAUGAUAAAUUUAUUUCAGAUCGUCGAUUAUUACCUAAUUCAGCAUCAUUCAGUGUACAGUCUGGUAAUAAAUCAAUAACCGAUCAAAAUGUCCUUACUUCAUUAUCAUUUUCUGGAUGGAAUCAUUCACUCAAUCCAAAUAAUGAAAUAAAUUAUAAACCUUUAAGCAAUUCUAAUCCAUUUCGAAUGCCUCGAUCAAUUUCAGCUUUAACAGGAACCAUAGAUGAAAUGAAUACAAUAAAACCUCAAUUUAAUACACCAUAUUCAACAUACUUAACAAAUAAACCAAAUAUUCCAUCUUCAUUUAAUGAAAAUUGUAAAAUAUUAAAUUCAAAUAAUUUCCAUAUUGCUUCUAAAGAGACAACUAAUUUAGAAGAUGAUGGAUUUCUACAAUUAGCCAACAGAAAAGAGGUAUCUGAGUUACAAGAUAAAUUCAAAACAUUAAAACAUUCUUGGUCAAUGAAAGGAGGCAGUAAUCUUAGUAUUCAAGAUCAAAUAUUUGGUAUAACAGGUUUGCCACGUUCAGUCAGCGCAGUUAAUAGUCCAUUAGAAGCUAUGGCUUUUGAAACGACAGUUUCUAGUAGUCAGUUGAUGAAUCAAACUUGUUCACAAAAUAAUUGUUUUCAAACAAUAAAUUUGAAUACGAACUGCGCACAAACACAACAACAAAACUCCAAAGGAAUUGAACAUCAAACCAAAGAUGCCAUUUCAGUUACAAAUGAAAGAAAUGGCACUUCAUCCCUUGUUAAAUUAUUACCACAACCUCCAAAACGUAUAAACAAUGCGACAACACAACUAGAUCAUAAAAUGAAUAAUCAUGAACAUACAUCUAAUGAACUAACUUUAGGAAUCGGUGAACUAACAGAUCACAACAUAACCAAUGAGCUUUCCAAAUUAACAAGCAUAGAACAAACCAGUGAUUUGAAUGAAUUAGGAAAUUUUAAAAAAGCCACCACGUAUUUACCAACUGACUCGAGUAUGAAUCUACAGUUAAAAUCAUCCUUGAAUAUUUUAUCUAAAAUGAACAAUACUAAUAAUGAACAAACUAAUGAUCAAUGUAAAUGUGAACAUAUAACUGAAUCAAAUUUAUUAGAAUCUUUUAUUACUUCAGAAGAACUACAUAUUUCAUCAACAGAUAAUGAGGAUGAUGAUGGCGAUGACGAUGAUGAUGAUGAUGAUGAUGAUGAAUGUACAUCAUCAAAAUUAAAUAAAACCUUAUUGAAAAAAUCAAAUUCUAUACGUAAUAAUUAUAAUAAUAACAAUAAUAAUAAUCUUUAUUCAUUAACAAAUAAAGGUUCAACAUUAACAAUUAAUAAAGAUAAAUUAGUGAUGUAUAUUAAGCGUAGUUUUAAACAUACAAAAUGA